AUGGAGAAGAAACGAAAAAGUUUGGUGCCGCCAGAGGAAGUAUUGGUAAAGAUCUUGGCUAGAUUAGUUUCACUGAGAAGCAUAGCUAGAGUCAGAUCAGUCUGCAAAGAAUGGAAACUCAUAAUAGAUUCCGACUUCUUCCGAGAUCACUACGAGUCUCUCCACUCUUCCCCAUCCUCUGUUUCGUGGUCAAUCAUGAACAACAGUAACAAAACAGAGAUCGUUGGUCACCAUGGAUGCGAGAGAUGGGGACUUACCGGUUUCUUAGGCUCUUUCAUCACGCGUUCUAACCCUAACGAGACUACUGCAGUGAGAAAAACUUGUGUCUUGAGCUGCACGGAUGGAUUGGUUUUGCUUUACACCGAGACCAUGGAAGGAGCACCUAUGUAUCAUGUCGGAAACCCCUUGUUGCGACAAUGGGUUCUGAUCCCUUUUCCUCCACAUCUCACGGGUUACGAUGUCGUGAGGUUACAGGAGAAUCGCAACUGUUUUCACGACAAUGGUCUGGUCACAAAGAUGGAGAAGGGUAUUGCCGUGGGUUACAAGGUUGUCUGGACGUUGGUCUCUCAAAUUGUAGCUAAAUAACUAACUUUUAUGAUAUAUUCCUCUGAAACAGGAUCGUGGAUGACGAAACAGGUUCGUUUUCUCCGUAGCUUGAUCUGGUCUAGAUUAUCUCAUUCGGUUCCUCUAAACGAGAUUCUUCACUGGCUUGCUACAAUUGAUAACUCCGACGCGGACGCAAAUUAUGUUAUAUCCUAUGAUUUCUACAAUGUAGGAGAUGAAGCUAGUAUCAUACCUUUUCCUGACAUCCAACAAUACCAAGGCACUCGGCGUUUCAAGAGAACAAUCACAACCUCUGCUGGAUCUGUGGUGUAUUGCAACGCUUUCGGUGAUAAUAAUAAUGUAGUAGAACGUACAGUCAGGGUUUGGAGGCUGGUCUCUACUCAUGAGCAUCCUAAUUCAUGGCAACUCUUAUGGCAAGUCAUGACCAGCGACAAGGAUGGUGUUGAGUAUUUCCCAAUGGUGAUGCAUCCUCUCAACUCUCAUAUCAUGUACUGUUGGAGUUGUAACACCAACUCUCUGCUCUUGUUUAACUUGAGGGAAAGCAAGUGUAGUCUUCACAAGGAGGUAAAGAGGACGUACAAGUCUAUGGAUGGUUGUAUCAUGAGAAUUAGUGAUUGCAAGGAGUAUAUGGACUCCAUCUCUCCAAAGUUGGUCAAUAAUAUGUAUGCUAGUAAUCACCAUCUCUUCUUUUCGCAGUUCGUGCUCCCACGCUGGUUCAACCCGCUCCCUCAGCUUAUUUCUUGAUUAUGCAUCUUUCUUAGUUUUUCUUUUUUUAUCAUUUGCUUCUUUUCUCUCUUUAUGAUACAAUACAAGUAUGUAUUGAAUUUGACAUAAACCAUAUC
This is a messenger RNA of Capsella rubella, 1406 nucleotides long. Its product is annotated as putative F-box protein At3g23950. Gene Ontology annotation, molecular function: protein binding; ubiquitin-protein transferase activity. The transcript has a single exon. Bases 1 to 585 code for a protein of 194 amino acids. The record is from RefSeq and is a predicted model, not a curated record. Gene Ontology annotation, biological process: SCF-dependent proteasomal ubiquitin-dependent protein catabolic process. Lineage: Eukaryota; Viridiplantae; Streptophyta; Magnoliopsida; Brassicales; Brassicaceae.